Hevea brasiliensis (rubber tree) is the source of this 1112-nucleotide messenger RNA. RefSeq names its product outer envelope pore protein 24B, chloroplastic. NCBI's taxonomy places the organism in Eukaryota, Viridiplantae, Streptophyta, Magnoliopsida, Malpighiales, Euphorbiaceae. Gene Ontology annotation, molecular function: voltage-gated monoatomic cation channel activity. Gene Ontology annotation, biological process: regulation of monoatomic ion transmembrane transport. The record is from RefSeq and is a predicted model, not a curated record. The transcript has 3 exons. Bases 200 to 841 code for a protein of 213 amino acids.
CUCACCAAAGCAAGUGAUCCACAAGGCACAGCCACAGACCGGAGGCUAUAGACCCCAAGAGUACCUAUCCUAAUUCCAAAAGACAAGGGCCGCCAGAAAAUUUGCAAUAAGCGCCGAUAAAUACAAAUACAAAACCCCCAGAAAAAAACUCGACAUCUCCACUUAAUACUCGCGCUGUCUCUCUCUCGUUUUUCACGAAAUGAUGAAGGCAUCUUUGAAGGGCAAGUAUGAAACUGACCAAAGCAGCGCGGCAGUUACUGUUGCCUUCAACGCCGGCGAUGUCAAGCUCCGGGCUUCCAUGACAGACGCAACCGUCGUCAAUGGUCCCAGCUUAAACGGUUUGGUUUUAGCUAUCGAGAAACCCGGCUUCUUUGUCGUCGACUACAACGUCCCCAAAAAGGAUUUUCGGUUUCAGUUUAUGAACACAGUUAAGGUUGCUGAUAAGCCCUUGAACCUGACAUACAUUCACAGCAGAGGGGAUAACCGCACGAUAUUAGAUGGGGCUCUUGUGUUUGAUUCAGCUAAUAAGGUGUCCGCAAAUUACAUGCUUGGUACAGGGAAUUGUAAGCUGAAGUAUACAUAUGUGCAGGGAGGGGCAACAACAUUUGAACCUUGCUAUGAUUUGGCAAAGAACUCCUGGGAUUUUGCUGUUUCACGUAAGGUUUAUGCUGAUGAUGUGUUUAGGGCGACAUAUCAAACAUCAAGCAAGGCAUUGGGAUUAGAGUGGUCAAGGAAUUCAAAAUUUAAUGGCAAUUUCAAGAUCUCUGCAUCCCUCAAUUUGGGCGAGGAGUCAAAAGUGCCAAAACUAAGUGCUGAGAGUACAUGGAACUUAGAGAUUUGACAAUAAUUGUAUUUGUUCGAUGUUGCAUUGGAUCGUUUAAACUUGAAUAAACAGUUCACUCACCAUUGUAUGCACCCCAAAAUUCCUAAUAGCUUUAAAGUUUAAUAUAUUGGAUGCACUCCAAAAUUCCUAAUAGCUUUAAAGUUUAAUAUUCGUUUGUUCUCGAAUAUUGUUUAUAAUUGUGAGUGAGCUGAUUACCUGUGAAGGGGGCAGCUCCAUAUCAUCAAUUGUCAAAAUUUCUUUUCUGAAAUUUGAUACUUUUAUUUUUACC